AUGGCGACAAUACCUCCGCCCGAGGGCUCAGUCGCGAGCACCAGUACGAGCGCGAGACGACCAAACGACGCAGCCGUUACUCCCACCGAUGCACCCUCCACAACUUCCGUGUCCUCCUCGGACCCCUCCUCAUCCUCCUCCAUCUUCAACCUCAAUACCCUCUUCGAAAACCCCCUCUUCGCCGGCGGAAUCGGCCUCGCAGGUCUCGGCGCCGUCGCCGCCACAGCCCGCAAGGGCGCCCUCGUCGCCGCCGGGGCUGCUCGCCGCCGCCUGCUCGUCAACCUCGAAAUCAGUCGGCAGGACCCGGCGUACCCGUGGAUCCUCGCCUGGCUCUCUCAGCUGGGCCCGCAGCCGGGGUUCAUCGCGUCGCGGCUGACGCGCAUCAACAACUUCUCGGUCACGACGACCGCCGCCCGGUCAUCAUCGUCGUCGUCGAGCGCCGCCGGUGCCGCGGGCGGGCGGCCGAGCUUCUUCGUGCAGCCGGGCUACGGCCGACACAUUGUGCGGUACCGGUGGGCGUAUAUCGGGGUGAACCGGGAGAAGCACAACACGGCCAACAUGAACACGGGCGAGCCGCACGAGAUUGUGCAGCUGACGACGCUGUGGGCGCACCGGCACAUUUUUGACGAGGUGCUGCAGGAGGCGAGGGGGCUCGCUGAGCGGGCGCACGAGGGCAAGACGGUCGUGAAGAAGCGGCCGCUGGGCUCGGUGGUGCUGGACGAGGGCGUCAAGGAGCGCAUCGUCGGGGACGUGCAGGAUUUCCUGGAUCGGCAACAGUGGUACGUGGACCGCGGGAUCCCCUACCGACGGGGCUACCUCCUCUACGGCCCGCCAGGCACGGGUAAAAGCUCCUUUAUCCAGGCGCUGGCGGGCGAGCUCAACUACAGCGUGGCCAUGAUCAACCUCAGCGAGAUGGGCAUGACGGACGACAAGCUCGCGUACCUCCUCACCAAGCUCCCGAAGCGCAGCAUCCUGCUCCUCGAGGACGCCGACGCGGCGUUUGUCAACCGGCGGCAGCGCGACGCCGACGGCUACAGCGGCGCGACCGUCACGUUUUCGGGGCUGCUCAACGCGCUCGACGGCGUGGCGGCGGGCGAGGAGCGCCUCGCGUUUCUCACUACGAACCACAUUGACAGGCUGGACCCCGCGCUCAAGCGGCCCGGCCGGGUGGACGUCGUGGAGCGCAUCGGCGAGGUGACGACGUACCAGGCUACGCAGAUGUGGGAUCGCUUCUACGGCGACGUGGACGCGGACGGCAAGGGCCGCGAGCUCUUCCUCGGCAAGCUCGGUGGGCUAGGUCUGCUGCGGGAGAGCAAUAGCACCAAGCUGCAGGAGAGUGGCGCCGGGGGCUUGUUCUUGAUGAACAAGGAGAACAUGAUGGGGGCUAUCGAGAUGGCGGAGGAGUACUUUACGGCCGAGGAGGGCCAUACGCAAAUCUAG
Parascedosporium putredinis is the source of this 1440-nucleotide messenger RNA. Lineage: Eukaryota; Fungi; Ascomycota; Sordariomycetes; Microascales; Microascaceae. The record is from the annotation of a GenBank genome assembly.